Molecule: messenger RNA, 1987 nt
Organism: Ceratotherium simum simum (southern white rhinoceros)
Lineage: Eukaryota; Metazoa; Chordata; Mammalia; Perissodactyla; Rhinocerotidae
Gene: MSR1
Product: macrophage scavenger receptor 1
Biological process (GO): receptor-mediated endocytosis; zymogen activation
Cellular component (GO): plasma membrane
Molecular function (GO): serine-type endopeptidase activity; scavenger receptor activity
Source: RefSeq, a predicted model, not a curated record
AAAUUUAGAUUUUGCAAACUUGUGCAUUGAUGAGAGUCCUAUUGAAACACAUUGUUAAGAAAGAUUUUCAACACACAAAUGUGUCAUUUCCUUUCUUCAUGUACCAGAUGCUGAAAUACUAUGUGAUAAAGAUUUUAGGUUUCAUUUGUAAAGAGAGGGAAGUGGAUAAAUCAGUGCUGCUGUCUUCAGGACAAACGAAGUAUGGACCAGUGGGAUAGAUUUCCUGACCAACAGGAGGACACUGAUAACUAUUCAGAAUCUGUGAAGUUUGAUGCUCGCUCCAUGACAGCUUUGCUCCCUCCGAAUCCUAAAAAUGGCCCUGCCCUUCAAGAGAAACUGAAGUCCUUCAAAACUGCACUGAUUGCCCUCUAUCUCCUUGUGUUUGUAGUUCUCAUACCUAUCAUCGGAAUGGUGGCAGCUCAGCUCCUGAAGUGGGAGAUGAAGAAUUGCACAGUCGAUUCAACUAACGCAAAUGCUGUAUUUCAAAGUCUCACUGGAAAAGGAAAUGACAGUGAAGAUGAAAUGAGAUUUCAAGAAGUUGUUAUGGAACACAUGAGCAACAUGGAGAAGAGAAUCCAAUAUAUUUCAGACACAAAAGCUGAUUUCAUAGAUUCAGAGCAUUUCCAAAAUUUCAGUGUGAUGACUGAUGAAAGAUUUAAUGAUGUUCUUCUCCAGCUAAGUACCUUAGUUUCCUCAGUCCAGGAACAUGGAAAUGCAAUCGAUGAAAUCUCCAAGUCAUUAAUAAGUCUGAAUACCACAUUGCUUGAUUUGCAGCUCAAUAUUGAAACAGUGAAAGGCAAAGUCCAAGAGGAUACACUUAAACACCAAGAGGAGAUGAGUAUAUUAGAGGAACGUGUGUACAAUGCAUCAGCAGAAAUUGUGUCUGUGAAAGAAAAAUACGUGCAUUUGGAACAGGAAAUAAAAAGAGAAGUGAAAGUAUUGAAUAACAUCACUAAUGAUCUCAGACUGAAAGAUUGGGAACAUUCUCAGACAUUGAAAAAUAUCACUUUAAUUCAAGGUCCUCCUGGACCCCCAGGUGAAAAAGGAGAUAGAGGUCUCAUUGGAGAAAGUGGUCCCCAAGGAGUUCCAGGUCCAAUAGGUCCUCCAGGUCCUAAAGGUGAUCGGGGAGCAAUUGGCUUUCCCGGAAGUCGAGGAUACCCAGGAUCGACGGGGAAGAGCGGGAGGCCAGGAAAUCCUGGACAAAAGGGCCAGAAGGGGGAAAAAGGCAGUGGAAACACGCUAACUCCAUCUAACACAGUUCGACUGGUUGGUGGUAGCGGCCCUCAGGAGGGCCGAGUAGAGAUUUUUCAUGAUGGCCAGUGGGGUACAAUUUGUGACGAUCGCUGGGAACUGCGCGUUGGACAGGUCAUCUGUAGGAGUUUGGGAUACCAAAGUGUUCGAAAUGUGUAUAAGGGAGCUUAUUUUGGACAAGGUACUGGUCCAAUAUGGCUGAAUGAAGUAUUUUGUUUUGGGAGAGAAUCAUCUAUCGAACAGUGUAAAAUUAGACAAUGGGGUGUGAGAGUCUGUUCACAUGCUGAAGAUGCUGGAGUGGCUUGCAUUGUAUAACGAACAUAUCAUAUUUUCAUUCACAUUUAUGAAAUCGUUGCAAAAUGAUUUUUAUGACUUUGCUCCAUUAAAAUCAGUUUAAUGAGUAUUGUCUAAGGAAAAGGAAUAUUUAAAAAUCACUGGAUAAACAUAUUGAAUACUUACUAUAUGUCUGUAUUUGAACCAUUUUAACUUCUCUAGGUUUUUAAAUGGAAUUUUCUAACAUAAUAACUUAUAUAUUGAAAUGAAAAUGUUGAAGUUUAAGACUUCUGGAUUACAAAAGCCAAUGAUCAUGGAAAGACAUUUCGAUCAUUGACUCCAAUUAAUAUCUUCACCACAAGAUUACAAUUUUUGUCAUUUUUGUCUUCUUUGUAAUCUAUUUGGUUGAUUUUACAUGCCUAGAGUAAUUUUAGGUUAGGGAGAAAAAAAAGACUGAAAUACC